UUUCUCAGGCUGAUUUCAGUCAGUUUUCCGUUCCAUCCUCGGCAGUGAACACCUAAAUUUAAGGCAGUUUCAAGUUUCCUUUGGACUCCAUUUGUAAAAAGUUCAACAAAAAUAAAAACAAAAUCAUGUACAUGUACGUCAACCCGAACUAUGUUCUAGUAGGGGGACCCUGCUGCGGUCCUUGCGGUGGAUGUGGUCCCUGCUGUGGUCCUUGCGGUGGAUGUGGCCCCUGUGGUGGGUGUGGCCCCUGUUGCGGACCCUGUGGACCUUGCUGCGGCGGCACAAGCUCUUUCUGCGGUUGCGGCCCUUGCUGCUGAACCAACUGAACGGAAAACCCAUGGGAAUACUUGAGGCUGCCAUGUGAAAUACGAAAAUUAAACUAUGUGGGAGACAACAA
Drosophila eugracilis is the source of this 397-nucleotide messenger RNA. It is a transcript of the gene Mst84Da, whose product is annotated as male-specific sperm protein Mst84Da. The transcript is spliced from 2 exons. Lineage: Eukaryota; Metazoa; Arthropoda; Insecta; Diptera; Drosophilidae. The record is from RefSeq and is a predicted model, not a curated record. The coding region runs from base 126 to 317 and encodes 63 amino acids.